GCGUCACAUGUAUAAGGAAUAUACAAUUUCGUCAGAGCGUCAAACCUGCUGCAUACUUAGUAGUGCCUUUGUCCUUACAAGUCGUGUAUUUUUUUAUAAAUGCGCAUAAUAAUAUUUUCGUUUUAUGGAAUUUUUACUCAACACGCGCUAUUUUAUUACUUUUAAAACGUGCUAUUAACAGCUACAAUUAAUUAUUUCUUAUUUAAAAUAUAAAUUGCAGUGCAGUGAUAAAAUAACAAUGAUUUAAAAUAUAAAUUGCAGUGCAGUGAUAAAAUAACAAUGAAUAACCCACCAGUUCAAGCACUUACUAUUUCAUUUACAACUAAUCAUGAAAUCCACCAUUGGGUAGAUCGAGAUGAUUCCGUAAUUUUGAAGGGUUAUGUAGAUGCCAUUACACCACUGAUACAGAGAGGACAUAUAACUUUUUUUCAAAUUAUCGUGAACAAUAAUGACGGUUCACGAGUAACGGUUAUUUUUUGUGGUAAUUACGCAGUCAACCACCACGCAUUGAUUCAAUUAAAUCAGAUAAUCGAGCUGUCACGCGUGCAAGUCCGCAAGUCAACUUUCCGUCGUGAACAUGAUCUACUCUUUCUAGCGGAGUCUGAAAUAAAUUUGAACCAUGGUCAAUUCGUUCGUGCUAAUCCGAUAAUCGCAGAAGUGGACGUUUCAAUUCAAUUAGUUCCUCAAUCCACUGGAAUAAUAUUUAUUUCAGGAUGGCUAAAACUGCCAUUUGUUGGAAUGGAUAAUGGUCGUUACGGGAGUGGAUUGAUUGUAGAUGGAAAUUAUAAAAUUAAAGUUCACGUUAACCCCUUUGUCCCAUAUCAAGGGUUAAUUGAAGGUGUCUAUGUUUGUGUGCGUGGGAAAUUUUGUCGAAAUCAAAAUGGUAUUCCUUUCGUAUCCGUGAACAACAUUCAGGAUGUAAGUCUCGUGCCAAACAAAUCGAUUCUUACUACGGUAGAAUUGAGUAGAUUAGGUCACAUAAUUCCUUAAGUUAUGACGAUUUUCCGCUUAAAAUAAUAGCGAUGAUGCAAUUUUUACAAUUGCAUUGAUUUUGACUAUGUGUCAAGUACUAUAAGUAUAUUUAUUUAUGUGUUUGUACUUUUUAUUAUUUUAGAUUGAAAACAUUUUUUUUUUUAUUUUUAACUUCGACAAAAAUUUAAUUUAUCUUUAUUACCUGUGCGUAAUUAUAUU
Messenger RNA from Cotesia glomerata, 1191 nucleotides. RefSeq lists its product as uncharacterized. Bases 280 to 990 code for a protein of 236 amino acids. The record is from RefSeq and is a predicted model, not a curated record. The transcript is spliced from 5 exons. Lineage: Eukaryota; Metazoa; Arthropoda; Insecta; Hymenoptera; Braconidae.